UAGGACGCUGAUUUCAGCUCUCAGCAUCCACCAUGAAUAUCAAGGUAGUCCUCGUGGUUCUGAUUCUGUCCCUCAUUACCAUCUUUACCCUGGCCUAUGUUCUGCUGACCAGCCGAGGUGGCUCCAGCCAGCCUCCCCGAUGCCCUUCCAUAGCCCCUAGUGCCCAGCCCUGGACACAACCUGGUCAAAGCCAGCUGUUUGCAGACCUGAGCCAAGAAGAACUGACGGCUGUGAUGAGCUUUCUGACCCAGCAGCUGGGACCUGGGCUGGUGGAUGCAGCCCAGGCCCGGCCCUCGGACAACUGUGUCUUCUCAGUGGAGCUUCAGUUGCCUCCCAAGGCAGCAGCCCUGGCCCACUUGGACAGGGGGAGCCCCCCACCUGCCCGGGAGGCCUUGGCCAUUAUUUUGUUUGGUGGACAAGCCCAGCCCAAUGUGAGUGAGCUGGUGGUUGGGCCAUUGCCCCGCCCAUCCUAUAUGCGGGAUGUGACUGUGAAGCGGCAUGGUGGCCCAUUGCCCUAUCACCGAAGACCCAUGCUGGCAACUGAGAAUGCUCAGAUGUGGAGACAUUUGAAAGAGGUGGAGUUUCGCAAGGCACCCAUCUUCCUGUCUUCAGUCUUCAACUACAAUGGCUCCACUUUGGCACCCUUACACGCCACCCCUCGUGGCUUACGCUCAGGGGACCGAGCUACCUGGAUAGGCCUCUACCAUAACAUCUCAGGUGUUGGUGUCUUCCUUCACCCAGUGGGGCUGGAGCUGCUGUUGGACCAUAGGUCUCUGGACCCUGCCCACUGGGCUGUCCAGCAGGUCUUCUACCUUGGACAGUACUAUACAGACUUGGGCCAGUUGGAAUGGGAGUUUAAGGCUGGCCGACUGGCAGUCGUCAAAGUUCCUCUACCCUCACCAGAUGGUGCUUCAUCUCUUAGGGCCCGGGUCUCCCCAGGGCCUCUGCCACCACUUCAGUUCUCUGCUCAGGGCUCCCAAUACAGUGUACAAGGGAACCUGGUGCUGUCGCCCCUCUGGUCAUUUGCAUUUGGCCAUGGGGUGUUCAGUGGUAUGAGGAUGUUUGAUAUUCGGUUUAAGGGCGAGCGAGUGGCUUAUGAAGUCAGUGUCCAAGAAUGUCUGUCUAUCUACGGUGGUGAGUCACCCAAGACAAUGAUGACCCGAUACCUGGAUAGCAGCUAUGGACUUGGCAGUCACAGCAAGGGCUUGGUACGGGGAGUGGACUGCCCCUAUCAAGCCACAAUGGUGGACAUCCACAUUUUGGUAGGCAGAGGGACAACCCAGCUGCUCCCAGGUGCUGUGUGUGUAUUUGAGGAGGUCCGGGGACUGCCCUUUCGAAGACAUCACAAUCGGAUUGAGAGUCAUUUCUAUGGCGGGUUGGCCAGCUCAGCCCUUGUGGUCAGGUCUGUGUCAUCUGUGGGCAACUAUGACUACAUUUGGGACUUUGUGUUGCACCCAAAUGGGGCAAUCGAAGGGCGGGUCCAUGCCACAGGCUAUAUCAACUCGGCUUUCCUGAGGGGGGGAGAGGAGAACCUUCGCUUUGGGAACCGUGUUGGGGAACAAGUGCUGGGGACAGUGCACACCCAUGCCUUCCACUUCAAGCUGGACCUGGAUGUAGCAGGACUGAAAAACUGGGUUGUGGCUGAAGACGUGGUGUUUAAACCCGUGGCAGCCCCCUGGAGCCCAGAGCAGCAGCUGUAUCGCCCACAGUUGACUCGGCAGGUCCUGGAGAGGGAGGAUCUGACAGCAUUCUCCUUGGGAAGCCUCCUUCCCCGUUACCUUUACCUGGCAAGCAAUGAGACUAAUGCUUGGGGUCACCAGCGUGGGUACCGAAUCCAGAGCCACAGUCCCCUUGGCAUACACAUGCCCCUGGAAAGCAACAUGGAGAGGGCCCUCAGCUGGGGGAGAUACCAGCUAGCAGUGACCCGCAGGAAGGAAGAAGAGUCACAGAGCAGCAGCAUCUAUUACCAGAAUGACAUCUGGACACCCACUGUGGCCUUUGCUGACUUCAUCAACAAUGAAACCCUCUUAGGAGAGGACCUGGUGGCCUGGGUUACAGCCAGCUUCCUGCAUAUCCCCCAUGCUGAGGAUAUCCCCAACACAGUGACUGUGGGGAACAGUGUUGGCUUCUUGCUCCGACCCUAUAACUUCUUUGAUGAGGACCCCUCCAUCUUCUCCCCUGGCAGCAUCUACUUUGAGAAGGGCCAGGAUGCUGAGCAUUGCAGUGUCAAUCCCAUGGCCUGCAUCCCCCACCUGGCGGCCUGUACCCCAGACCUGCCCCCGUUCUCUUACUCAGACUUCUAA
Messenger RNA from Chrysochloris asiatica (Cape golden mole), 2303 nucleotides. RefSeq names its product amine oxidase, copper containing 2 (retina-specific) (gene AOC2). The record is from RefSeq and is a predicted model, not a curated record. Gene Ontology annotation, biological process: amine metabolic process. The transcript has 4 exons. Gene Ontology annotation, cellular component: plasma membrane. The coding region runs from base 33 to 2303 and encodes 756 amino acids. Gene Ontology annotation, molecular function: copper ion binding; quinone binding; primary methylamine oxidase activity. Lineage: Eukaryota; Metazoa; Chordata; Mammalia; Afrosoricida; Chrysochloridae.